UUUUGGAACCGUUUUGAGCAUGUGUUAUUUGUAAUCAUGAUUGGAAUGCGUGCAAAUAUUUUCAACGAGACUUUUUUGAACGAAACAGAUCAAGACGCCAAUUCUGUCCUGAUGGAACUUGACAAAGGUCUUAGGUCUGGUAAAAUAGGAGAGCAAUGUGAAGCGAUUAUUAGAUUUCCCAAGUUGUUUGAAAAGUACCCCUUUCCAGUUUUGAUAAAUUCUUCUUUUCUCAAGUUGUCCGAGUUUUUUCGUAUUGGCUCAAACCUAUCUAGACUAUGGAUAUUACGUGUAUGCCAACAAUGUGAGAAGCAUUUGGAGAAGAUUCUCAAUGUAGAAGAGUUUGUUAAGCGAAUAUUUAUGGUUAUUCAUUCGAACGAUCCGGUGGCUCGGGCCCUAACAUUAAGAACCCUUGGGGCCGUUGCUUGUGUUAUUCCUGAAAAAGAGCAAGUACAUCAAGUUAUUCGCAAUGCUCUGGAUAGUCAUGAUUCCGUUGAAGUUGAAGCAGCAAUUUUUGCUAGUGUACAAUUUGCAGCUCAAUCAAAAUCAUUCGCUGUAGGAAUGUGUGCCAAAGUUGCAUCUAUGAUUGAAUCUUUACAAACACCAGUUUGUAUGAAAAUACUUUUGAUACCAGUGCUCCGGCACAUGUAUCACGACGCUAAUACAGCUGCAUUGGUAAGGACACUAUGUCGCAACCUAUUACCAAAAUACCCUUCAGAACAGUUUGUAAUUGCCAUCCUGCAAUCAUUAUCGCAUCUGUCCUACGUUACAUUCGUGGAUAUACCAGACCAAGUCGAUCUACUGAUUACGUAUCUUAGUGAUCCCAGAAAGAAAGUCCAGCAUGCUGUGCUUCUCUCACUUAAUAAACUGGCUGAUAAGGGUGCAUAUCUGUGGCCAAAAAUUGCUAUUAACAAAUUAUUGAAGUUAACUAUGCAGUGUAGCUACCCCAACAUGGCAUUGAAUGUAAUUAUAACACUAACUUGCUGCCCUACAACAUGUUCUACAAUCUUGAACGAUGAACGGAACCAAAUUCUGGAAAUGUGCAGAUACUGCUUGAUGUUAGAACAUAGUACAUGGGGGAAAGCGUUGACUAUUUUGACCAGUUUAGUUUCAUAUUGCUUCACUGAAAAUAUUCCUUGUCCAAGCUGUUUUUUGCAGCAUCUUACAAUGAAUUUGGAAUACCUUAUAUACUCUGCAUUACACAAUAAAGCACAUAUAAAAGAUUUAAGAAUUUAUCUAAAAUGUGGCAUACGAUUAUCCGAUUCACAUACAGAGUUUGGAGAACAUUUUGCCGAAACAAUCGCUCAAUUGCUGGUAGAGGAUUCUGGUAACUCUUCUUCUCAUCUCAAACUGAUGUGCGAAGCUCUUGGUGCCGUGUGUUCUAGUAUAUCAACUAAUUAUCAGUUUCAUCUGGCUCCUGCAAAUUCUGAAUCCAAACAUCCCUUCAACGCUAUAUUGCUUCCAAUAAUACACAAACUUGAAUCGUAUACAGUAUUGCCUAAACUGGAUCGUAACAGUACUGAUGUAAUAGAGCUACUUGCUUCGAUUUGUUUGCAGCUAUUACUCGGAUCGUUGAUCCCCGAGAGGAUAAGCAAUGUUUUCUUUGAGCUUUCGAAGAUCUCCAAUUUCUGGACGCAAUAUCGAAUCGCUAGAUCUGCUUCAAGAUAUGGACAACAUAAUCUUGCUGCAACUCUAUAUCAAAGCCUGUCGAAUCGUGUUUCUCUAGAAAAGCUGCAUUUUUAUUUGACUGCCAUGAGUCAGGUAUCCAAAGCAGACUGUGUGCUAAUUUAUGGAGUUGCAUAUGCACACCUAGACGAUUGCUCUUCUAUUUCGAUUAAAACGGAUGUAUUUCAAUUGUCGCUAUUAGAUCGUAUUGACAAGGGUAUUAAUUUAUAUUGUAUGGCAUUGUCGACGCUAAUGGCUACAUCUUCCCCGCAGCACCCCAUGAACUUCCAAUCAGAUGUUAUAAGCUUACGAUGUCACUUCUUGCAAGCUCUACAUUGCAUUGUAGUGUCACGAAAUUCGUUAUGCAUUACACCGCCAUCCGCAAUUUCAAACACUUUAGCGCAAAAUUUACGGGAUCCAUUGCAGAAAUUUGGGCACGUAACCAAUCAACUACGGAAAAAUAUCAAGAUUAUGAAAUCUUGCGGACUAUCUUACGACAAACUACUUAGAAGUUCUUUUGACGCCGAUCCGUGUUCUUUGGAGUAUCUUACCAGCAUGCAUUUUUUGUGCACAAUAUUUGAAACGUCAAUCGAAACUAUAUCUUUCCUGAGUUCUGCGGAUCCAGUUAAACGUUCACCGCAUUGUACUCACCCGGAAUCUAAAUAUUUACAUGCUAUUUGCCAAACGGUGAUCGAACAGUUACAAACACUGCCAAACGAGAUUGGUUCGACAAAAUCUAUCACGAGCAAACACAUCGACAUGCUUCUCAAACAAAUAGAGGUUGUUAUCAAAUCGCCGUUCUGCAUGCCACGAUAUUUCUUCCAAAUACUACAAAAUACCUCUGUUAAACUGGCCCUCACUCCGCAGUCACGUGCAGCUGGAGAACCGAUUUUUGUUCAACCUAAUAGCAACUUAACGAUUAAAGUAGAAGGUGUUAUUCAACACUAUGGUAAAACUCCAUCAUUAUUUCGAACAAUCGAACGUGUCCAACUGACUUUAUCAACACAAAUACUGAUGAGCAGACAGAAUGAUUUUAAGGUUAUUUUGGAUAAUGCAGUGUUGACUCAAGUUGUGAAGCCACACCAUGAUUUUUUAAGUGGAAACUUUUUACUAUCGCUGCAAAACACUAUUAUGCAUUCUAGUUCAACGAUAUCGGUUGGUAGUCAUUGGCAAGUUACUCUGGAAACAUGCAUCAUCGAUCAAAAUGGAUUAAUAUGGACGACUGGUCCCAAAAGCGUGUUGCAAGUGCGAAUCCCAGAGGAUACUCAUAAACAAAGCCUUACUAUUCAAUCAUCAUCACGCCGGUUCUUGUAACAUGAUUGAAGUCGCUAAUUCGUGUAAUAUGUUUUCAUGAUAUUCAGCCAACGAUACAAUCUAAUAAAUCAAAUUUAGUUUAAA
Molecule: messenger RNA, 3060 nt
Organism: Topomyia yanbarensis
Lineage: Eukaryota; Metazoa; Arthropoda; Insecta; Diptera; Culicidae
Gene: INTS7
Product: integrator complex subunit 7
Exons: 14
Coding region: 37-2976 (979 amino acids)
Biological process (GO): snRNA 3'-end processing
Cellular component (GO): integrator complex
Source: RefSeq, a predicted model, not a curated record